AUGGCACGUCCGCUCAAGUCGAGGCUGAUCUUCGACCGCCGAGUCCUCUUUGGCCUCUGUACCAUCGUGAUCCUCACUUUCACAUUUGCCUUCCUCUACUCGCCAGACCUGCGACCGAGCGCCGACUGGAUACCACCGCUGUCCUCGAAACCUUCGCCUGUCUUCUCUGCGCCGCCGAAGAACGCACAGGACCCCAACAUCGUCGAACUCGACUACCUCGCCAUCGAGCCCAAUGUCACAGACAAGGUCCGCUCGUACUGGAACAUUCCGUAUGCUGCGACAGCUGGCGGCAAGAACAGGUUUCGUGGGCCGCAGCCAGUAAACAGGACAUACGGCAUUGGGAGGAACGAGAAGCCGCUUGUAUGGAAAGGAGAUCUGGGCAUGUGCCCGCGCAUUCAGAAGAUCGAUGCAAGCCUGAGGAACAGAGAAGACAUCGCGGGCGAGGAUGUUCUAGGCAUUUAUGCCGACAAGACCGAGGACUGUCUGAGCUUGAACGUCUUCACGCCGUUUGACGCUGAAGCUGGCGAUGAUCUGCCGGUCCUGGUCAACAUCCCUGGUGGUGGAUUCCACCUGCCCGGCAGAAGUAACGGCGGCGAGAUGGUGGAGAAGGCUAGGAAAGAGAAGGGGAAGAACGGCAAGCUGGACAAGGGCAUCAUCGUGGUCACCAUGUACUACCGCAACGGUAUCUAUGGCUUCCUCUCUGGCAAGCAGAUUGCCGAAGACGGUGACUACAACAACGCGCUCAGGGACCAGAGGGCUGCGCUGGAGUGGAUCCAGAAGUACAUUCGGUACUUCGGCGGCAACCCUGAUCAUGUCGUCUUGAUGGGUACCAGUGCAGGAGGAGCUUCCGUGCUGUUGCAACUUACCGCCAACGAAGGGGACAACUACCACCCCGUUCCUGGUGUUGGUAGGAAGCCGCUCUUCCACGGCGCAAUCGCUCAAAGCCCCGCAAGUCCCACUUUCUUCACGCCAACGCAAGCUGAGAAGUUCUGGAACGAAGUUGCUGACGGUCUGAACUGCACCGACAUCGCUUGCGUUCGCGACGCCUCUCCAGGUGAUCUCUACUACGAGAACUACCCCAUGAACUUCCCUGGCCGCAAUACACCUCCGCGGUGGAUGUGGGCGCCCACCACAGAACCUGCCGGCGGCAUGUGGACUGAGCCUGCGCCAGCGGCCAUCAUCCAUAACCGAUACGCCAAGGUGCCUACUAUCAUCGGCUUCACAUCGAAUGAGGGCUCGGAUCAGGUCAAGAAGACAACCGACACACUUGAUGAAUUCAAAUCCUACCUUAAGGACCACUACCCGCUACUUACAGACGACGACUUGGACACGCUCGCUAAGACCUACCCGAACGACCGCCAUUGGCCCGACAGCGGAAGAUACUGGGAUGCAGUAGCCAAGGCGCAGGGUGAUAUCCGAUACAUCUGCCCAACCUAUCUCGCAUCUAAUGCUAUGGGUACAAACAACCCCGAUAACGUCCCAACAUACCAGUAUCAGUGGGACGUCAUGUGGGGGGUCGACAUUGAGAACGGCUUCGGCACCAAGCACGCCGGCACAGUCGGACAGGUCAUGGUGCGCCGACACAACGAGAUCUCCGACUACUUCAUCAGUUUCGUCAAGUACCUCGACCCCAACGUCGAGAAGGGCAAGGACACGCCCACAUGGGAGAAGCUGGACAGCAGGAAACGCCGCAUGUUCUUCACUAACAUCAAGGAAGGCGGAAAGCGCGGCGACGGCACAAACAUGCUUGGCAAGAUGCGCAUGUGGAUGGCCGGCAAGGAUGAGAGCAGAGACGCAAACUGUGGCCUCAUCAGAGGCCUGAUGAAGAGAUUGCAGAUGGAAGGUGUUGAGCCGUUGACGCUGGACUCGUGA
Molecule: messenger RNA, 1872 nt
Organism: Ascochyta rabiei
Lineage: Eukaryota; Fungi; Ascomycota; Dothideomycetes; Pleosporales; Didymellaceae
Exons: 1
Coding region: 1-1872 (623 amino acids)
Source: RefSeq, a predicted model, not a curated record